Molecule: messenger RNA, 408 nt
Organism: Symbiodinium natans
Lineage: Eukaryota; Dinophyceae; Suessiales; Symbiodiniaceae
Source: the annotation of a GenBank genome assembly
AUGGUCGUGGGUCGCUCCGCGUUACAUGGAAACAUCCCGGCAGUCUUGCUGGGAGGCCGAUUCUACUUCAAGCGGAAGGAGUACUUGUACACUGACUUCGGCGGCGGCGUGAACCGGAAGGCAGGAGAGUCACCGCUUACGGGGGCUUUUCGUGAGCUGGCAGAGGAGCUGUUUGCGCAGGACGAGGAGACUGCUACAGUGACCGCCCAGGGAAUAUCAGAAGCGAUGAAGUCAGAACUCUUGGGCGACAGGCCUUUUGUGUCUGGCGACUACGUGAUGUUUGUGGUCACCGCCGAGGCUCUUGCCAGCAGCCUUGACAUUGAUCCUGGAGACUCGGCCCUCGAUCAACUCUUCCAGUCGGCUGCAUUCUUCGAUGCGAAACUGGGUUGCAAGCGUUUUAGGGUUUAG